AAGAAUAACGAAGGUACCUAAUGCAGCCUGAUCUAAUAUUUUGAUAAAAAUACUAAAGCCACCAUCGUAUGUAAUUUAUUUGAUACCUAUUGAAGCAAACUAAAGUUAUGUUGCUGUUGACUUGAAGAAAUAUUUAUUUCAUAAAUAAAAUAAAACAAGUAACACACUUCACUCAUUCCGGCCGAAAAGUAUCCACUUGACUUUGUAACAAUUUCACUAUAACUGUCAGUGUCAAAGUUUUGAUGAAUGAAAAGAAACAAUACAUUAGUGGCAAUUUAUUUUAAAUUGGCGCAAACAAAGUUUUGAACUAUUAAUUAAACUUUUACGAUUGUGACAGAAAAAUGUCUUCUAAAGACUUAAAUAACUUCUUAAAAGCAUUGGACGCAGUCAAAGAAGAUUACACUUGCGGCGUCUGUUCAGAACUCUGUAAAAAUCCAGUGACUUUGAGUAAAUGUUUUCAUUUGAUAUGCGCUAGUCACUUCGAGGGCUUGGACGCUUGUCCGACCUGCGGGACGAAUUUAGAAGGUUGCAAAACCUUCACCGACGAACGUCUUGCCGUAUGCAUAAACUCGGCGAAUAAAUUAGACGAGAUAUUCAGUUGUUUUAGAUCUAAAGAAACGUCUACGACAAAACAAGAUAAAAUCGAAUCUAACAGUAAAACCACGUUAACAGAUGUCCGAAAACCUCAGGCAAAGCUCCGAAGCCACGAUAUUUCAAUAGCCAGCAGUAAAUUCAGCAAGUCCAGUGAAAAACGCAAUAAUAAAGGUGAAACGCCACUACACAUCGCCUGCAGGUUAGGUAAAGUUGACAAAAUCACCGAACUAUUAAACCAGGGCGUCAAUACGAACACUAAAGACAAUGCCGGUUGGACGCCUUUACAUGAAGUUGUUCAAAAUGGACGACUCGACUUGGUCACUCUUUUACUCCAAUAUAACACUUUAAUUGACGUGCCGGGGCUCAAUAAUGAGACACCAUUGCAUGAAGCAGUCAGAUACGGACACCGAGAAAUCAUUGAAGAACUUGUCAAACAUGGAGCGGACAUAAACUGUAGGAAUUCUAAAGGGGAAACUCCACUGCAGCUAGCUACAGAUGACUUGAAAAUAAUAUUAAAGAAGGCAUCAGAGAGUUUGAUUCAAACACAGUCCGUUAAUGUGACUCACAUGUCGAUCUUGCACUCAGAGUUAGAUUUUGAUGAUAUAAGAGUCUAUUGUGUAUCUCAGCAGAAGUCGGUUGUAUCAAAACUAAAAUUGCUUUGUAAACAACACAGCAAUUUGCAUAUUGAAGUCAAAUUUACAAAAAAAGUAACACAUUUGAUCGUUGAUGCCGAGAAUGGUAUAUGUAUGUCGACAAUAGAUGUACUGCAGGGGAUCGUGAAUUCCAUAUGGAUAUUAACGUCAGAUUGGGUCCUGAAAUCUACAGAAGAUAGUUUGGAACAGUUUGAACAAUUUGAGGUUACUGGAGUGGGUACAGCAUCCUACAACGGUCCUAAAACAGCUCGUUAUAACAAAUACAAGCAACUACCAGGAGUGUUUGAUGGCUGCCACUUCUAUCUACACAAUUUCAAUAUGAAAUACGAAAUAUCCAAGCACCUGGUGCUGACCAAAGCGACUAUAAGCAAGCUGAUUACUGAUGCAGGCGGUAUAGUGCUCAGGAGAGUGCCCAACCCGGAAUCCAUACCGGACCAAGAGAAAUUGGUGCCGUAUCAUGCUAAAAAAGAUGGAAAACUAUAUAUUUGUUCGCAUUAUAUAAUUUUUAAAGACACGUACCAGCCAAUGUAUAAUAUGCAGCAUCUUAAAGCGCUGCCAAUAGGCUGGUUGAUUGAGUGCAUAGAGAGAUAUGAACUGUGUGAUCCGUGAUAGAGAUCGGAACUUGUUCCUUGAAAGCAACAAAACUGAUAAUCUAUAUAUUAAUAUGUGAAGCAAAAACUUUGUACACCUUUUUACGAAAAUUGCGUGGAAAAUCCUCCGUAUGAAUUUUCCCACACUUACAGAGAAUAUAGGGAAGAAGUGCAGAAUGCUAAUAUUUUUUUUAAAUUAUGCAUUAAAAAUAUAUUAAAAAUAAAAAAAACAUUACACACUACCAUGUAUUUGACACACACACACUUUAUUUUCUUUGUUUAUUGUCAAACUUUUAUUAUUGCUUAAAGUCUGUAGUUAAAUUGAGAAUAAGUUAAUAUUGUUUAUCUUUCUUGGCGAAAUUUGUGACUAUAGAAAUAUAAUAGUUUUUGACAAUAGAACCAUAAUAAUGUUCAAACUUAUGAUUUCAAUUAAUUAUAGUCGAAGUUCGACUUCUACGGGACCACUAGUGUUAAUAAAUACUUGUCCUUUAUGAAGCCAGCUGAUGUACGCCCGAGGGCAAUGACCCCGCGCGUCGGUUCAUUUAUAAUUGCAUUACAUUGCUGCAGAUGUAAACGACAAGCAAUGUAGCAUAAAAAUUAAAUAUUUUUGUAUCAUGGUUGUCACACUAUGUCCUUUGAAAAGGUUCAUAAUUUUAUUAUUCUUAAUAAUCCAUAAAUUAAAAUUAAGUAUUGAUCGUAUUAAAUCUGAUUGUUGAAACUGAUAAAGUUGAAUUAUUAAGUUAUAUAAAGUUGAAUUUAAUUCAUAUUAAAUUAUAAGCAUAUUCAUAUUUCAUUCAUAUAAAUUAUAUAUUUAAUUUUUUUAUUGCUUAGAUGGGUGGACGAGCUCACAGCCCACCUGGUGUUAAGUGGUUACCGGAACCCAUAGACAUCUACAACGUAAAUGCGCCACCCACCUUGAGAUAUAAGUUCUAAGGUCUCAGUAUAGUUACAACGGCUGCCCCACCCUUCAAUUCGAAACGCAUUACCUCUUCACGGCGGAAAUAGGCAGGGUGGUGGUGCCUACCCGCGCGGACUUACAAGAGGUCCUACCACCUGUAUAUAUAUAUCUGUAUACCUGUAUAUAUGUAUCAAGGGAUGAUACAAUAUUUGGUUUAUUUAUCUUUGUAAUUAAAGGCUUGUUUUAUUUGGUAUUGCCAACAAGAGUUUGAUGGUUUUUAAUUGAACUUCAAUUAAGUUUACUCCAUUCAAAUACCUGAAGAAGUAUUUUUUGUUAUGAUAUUUUUUCCAAGUUUUAAGCUUUAAGCUCUCUCUUGUAGUUGCAAAAAUAUCGCUUAAACCAAAUAGCCUUUCACCCCUCGAUAUAUAAAUUGUAUAAUAUUUAUUUAUAUUUUUUUAAUUCAUGAUUGUAAAUCAAUUCUUCGUGAUAUUAUUGGUGACAGAUUAAUUUGUAUUUCAUAUAGAAACUUGUAUAGUUGGUUGUAAACAUUAAGAAAUAUAAAAAUGUACAGACUU
Messenger RNA from Bombyx mori (domestic silkworm), 3310 nucleotides. Its product is annotated as BRCA1-associated RING domain protein 1. Gene Ontology annotation, molecular function: protein binding; ubiquitin-protein transferase activity. The coding region runs from base 342 to 1856 and encodes 504 amino acids. Gene Ontology annotation, biological process: protein K6-linked ubiquitination. The record is from RefSeq and is a predicted model, not a curated record. Gene Ontology annotation, cellular component: BRCA1-A complex; BRCA1-BARD1 complex. NCBI's taxonomy places the organism in Eukaryota, Metazoa, Arthropoda, Insecta, Lepidoptera, Bombycidae. The transcript is spliced from 2 exons.